Messenger RNA from Heteronotia binoei (common prickly gecko), 656 nucleotides. Its product is annotated as maestro heat-like repeat-containing protein family member 1. Gene Ontology annotation, cellular component: cytoplasm. Lineage: Eukaryota; Metazoa; Chordata; Lepidosauria; Squamata; Gekkonidae. Bases 15 to 656 code for a protein of 213 amino acids. The transcript is spliced from 7 exons. The record is from RefSeq and is a predicted model, not a curated record.
CAACAUCAAGUGGUAUGGGCUCCUGUUCAAAUAUGACUAUAGCAAAGGAGGAGGACAUCUCUUUGGCUGAUGAGUCCUUUGACAUCAUCCUGGAGCAAAUAAAGCAUGGAGAGAAGAGAUUCCAGGAGAAAAUUUUAAACAUCAGUUUCCUGAGUUCAAUAUCUGCACUUUGCAGGGAUGCUGAAGAGAGCAGCUUGGAGGAACCACACCUGCCAUACUCAAAAGCAACUUUGGCAGAGCAUGUUGUGAUGCUGAUGGCAAAUCUACCUGAACGGUCAGUGCCAAACACUACCCUGAUCUGCGCUAUGUUUGCUAUCCAGAAUCUCAGCAAACUCAAGCCACCCCUUCCCACAGAUGUGGAAUCCAGUAUUCUGCGGUUUGCUCUUCAGGGUGUUUUAAGUAUGGACAUUGAGGAGGCCAAUGCCCACAGUCAGGCACUUUACAAAACUUCCUCAGAUACAUUGCAGGCAAUGCUGAAGGGGCUGCUGGAGGAAGAGCCAACAACUGGGCACCUCCUCUUCAUACUGGAGCACAUUAACUUCUGGAUCAAAUCCAGAGAUCCUAAGGAGAGAGCCAGGGCUCAGAAAGUCAGCACAGCCCUGCUCCAACAUGCAGUGCUCUCCUCACAUUUUGAUGAUUUGAUGACCUCCCACUGA